UUCUUCCUUAGUUGUUCAUUUCCACUAAAGGCACACCUAAAUUGAAGCCAAUGUCUUAAGUUGUUGAACAAUGUCUAACUCCAACCUCGUGAAGGGGACAAACUGUCACAUUUUCGUCAAAAACGAAUUUAUGUGGAAGCAGUGCCUUUGACGGCCUGCACAUGCGCAGUUCGGCGCAAGACCAAUGUUUACGUGAUUCUGCGCAUGAGUUUAGCUAACCAACGUCGCCAUGGACCUCGCCUAAUGCAACCGUCGUGAUCGGGAGAAGCAGUUUAUGCCUAGCUGGACUAUCUUUGACCAAACUUCUUCCGUUACUAUGUUUUUUUAGUCUGAAAGAAUAUCCGGAGUAGCCUGCCCUGGUUUAGAACCUGCGCAAGGUAAAUACAAAAACAGUUUAACGGUUUUUAUUCUCAUUUGCGUGCGAACAAUCAUCAAUAGAGAUGAACCAUGGCGGGCAAAGCGGCGGUGACUUUCCGUUUGGGCCGAAUGUAGUAAAAGAAUCGGGAACAUAUGGAAAUUGUGUCCUCUGUGGGUUAACUUUAAACCACGAGCGAUAUCCCCAACUUCUUCCCUGUUUGCACUCUAUAUGUCAAGCAUGCCUGCCCCCAGACAAUCCAGGGUUGCAGAAAGAUCUCUCUAUCUCUCCAGCAUGUCCGUCCUGUGACCUGCCAUUUAAUAUUCUGGAAGUCAAAGAUAAUCUCUUUAUUAAGAACUCUUCCAACAAACUCUGGACUGGUAAUGUCCAGUGUACCUGUUGUGAGGGGUUCGUGGCGAGUGGCUGGUGUGUGGAGUGUGGAGAGGCGCUGUGUUCGGAGUGUGUAUCUGCACACAGGAGAGUGAAGGUGACGAAGGACCACACUAUCCGGCUCCAACCCCCAACAGGAGUCUCUGCCCCCACAGUGUUUUGUCCCACACACAAACAUGAGCCAAUCAAGCUUUUCUGUUUGACCUGCGAUCAGCUGACCUGUCGAGACUGCCAACUAAUGGAUCACAGGAACCACAGUUUCCAGUUCCUCCAUGAGGCGAUGGUCAGCCAGAAAGAGCAGCUUCAGUCCCUGGUGCAGAGAGUGAGGCAGCAGAGAGUUGCAGUGAAGCAGAGCCUCCUGGACAUGGAUGGCAGAUUGCUAGACAUAACACAACUCAAGUCAAAGCUGAGAGAGAGCCUGAAGAGAAUGCUUCUUGCCACUGUUCAACUCUUGAAAUCGAGAGCCACGUCGCUCUACAGCAACAUAGAGACAAUGUGUAAUGCCGAGGUGGCAGGGAUCGAGACGAGACGGAGUGCGCUAAACAGACUGGGGCAGAGGCAGGAGUAUGUUGCUGACUUUGCUGAGAAAGCCCUGGAUGUGGAGGACUUCUUUGCCCUGCUCUCCUGCAAAGGGCAGAUUGGGUCCCAGUUACAGCAUCUCUUGACUCAGAGUACUGAGCCCCCCGGGACCAUGCUUAAGUUGCAGCUGGUGAUUACUGAUGACUUCAAGAAACAAAUAGCUUCCUUUGGUAAACUUUUGGGUGAUAUUGUUCCCUUUGCCCAAUCACAUGUUAGUCAAGACAACCCCCCUGGAAAACCAAGAAAGACCCAAUGCUCCCUCUGGCCAGACCUCUUCCAGUGCUCCUAACAUGUCCAUCCAUUCUGUUCCCCCU
This is a messenger RNA of Oncorhynchus gorbuscha (pink salmon), 1638 nucleotides long. Its product is annotated as transcription intermediary factor 1-beta-like. Gene Ontology annotation, biological process: positive regulation of DNA-templated transcription. NCBI's taxonomy places the organism in Eukaryota, Metazoa, Chordata, Actinopteri, Salmoniformes, Salmonidae. The transcript has 10 exons. Gene Ontology annotation, cellular component: nucleoplasm; chromatin. Gene Ontology annotation, molecular function: zinc ion binding; ubiquitin-protein transferase activity. The coding region runs from base 441 to 1613 and encodes 390 amino acids. The record is from RefSeq and is a predicted model, not a curated record.